ACCACCGAAAAGAGGAAAAAAAAUGAAAAAAAAAGGAAAAAAAAACAUCGAGAGAGAGAGGUGAGACUCCUCGAAUCCUCGACUCGAGCUCGAGCUCCAACUCGGAGGGGGGAGAGAUCUCCGGCCGCCGGGGCGGCGGGUAGCGGGCGCCGGAGAUGGCGGGGGAGGACGACGCGCUGUACGAGAUCCGCCGCCUCGCGUCGGGAUCCCACGAAAUCCCCCGUGAAGGAGAAGGCACUGGGACAAGUGGUGGUGCAGGAGUGCUCUCCUAUCUCUCUUUGCAGGGUGUAAGCAGGCUCAGGGAGAGGUGGAGUAGGAACAGCACACUGGGUUGGAGCAAGAAGAGCAGGAGAAGUGCAGCGGCGUCUUUGUUCGUUUCACGGAACGCGGAGUAUGUGGGGGUAGCUGUUGGGAAUCACAUCGCCGUCUUGCGGAAGGGUGAUGGCUAUGCUUCACCUUUCAGCGUAUAUAUGAAUAAUGACAGGAUGGCUUUUUUUACAAACGGGGCUUGGCUGGAGGCUCAAGGCAUUUUAGGUGUGGUGGAUGACUUAAACACACUUCAUUUUAUAAAAGAAAAUGGAGAGGCAUUAACAAGGAGAACAAGCAGUCAGUUGAAGCUGUCUUAUCCUAUUGUUGAUAUAGUUGUGCAUGAUGGCUCAAGCUCGCAGAGGCCGGGUUUCUACAUUUUCACAAGUGAUGGGAUGGUUCAUAAAUUUGAUUACACACAAGAUCAUGAAGCAAAUCUGCAAAAGGUUGCCAUGUUAAUUCAAGAUGUGGUAUCAACUAAGACUCCUCAAUUGCCACAUAGUGUAUCAUGUGUUGAUUAUCACCAAAAUCAUUCGUUAAUGGUCUUAGUUGGGAAUCCAAAUGCUAUUUUAGGCUCCAAUGGCUCCUCUGGAGCUUGUUUUCUCUAUGUAUUGCACUUCAAUGGAAAUCUGGAAUUUAGUCUUUCGUGUCCAAGUCUGCAGUUCGAAGGGACAUUUUUUCCUCCUAAGGACCAAGCAACUUUUGUUUCAUCUGGCAAAGUCAGAAUCUCACCUCAGAGCAAGCAUAUUGCUACAUUGGAUUUGAAUGGUUCUGUCAGCAUCUUUGUACUUGCUAAUGACAAACACUCUGCUUCACUUCAUCCUCCAUUGAAUGGUACACAACUGAUUGAUGUGAAGGAUAUCAGUUGGUGGACAGAUAAUAUUCUGAUGUUGGUAAAGGAAAAGGGUAACAUUAGCAUGUACAGCAUCAGUGGAAACAGGAUAGUUUCAGAUGAUGACAAUGUUCUAUCUACACCGCAACUGGAAAAGGCAAGAGCUGUUGAAGGAUACACUUUUGUUUUGCAAUCAAGUAGGUAUGAAGGAAACACUACAUUUGAAAAGGAGAUGGAUUGUGACUCUAAGCCUAACCUACAUAAUGUUUCUAGAAGCAAUCAGUGUUCUGAGAUGGAUAAAAUAUUUUGGAGGCUGAUAUCAUUCUCCAAAAUUACAGUCCAAGAAAUGUACUCUGUUUUCAUCAGAGAGAGUCGAUACAAAGAGGCUUUGGAUUUUGCCUGCCAGUAUAAUUUAGAUAAGGAUGAAGUACUUAAAGCACAGUGGUUGCGCUCUGAUGGAGAUAUUCAUGAUAUAGAGUCAUACUUAGCAAACAUUAAAGACCAAAUAUUUGUAUUGUCACAAUGUAUAAACAAAGUUGGACCAACAGAGAAUGCUCUGAAAGCUCUACUGUCUUUUGGCCUUCGUAUAACAGACCAUUUCAAGUUUUCAGAUGAUAGCAUUGAUGGCUCAGCAUGGCACUGUCGCAUCAUUAGGCUUCGUUUGUUGCGGUACAUUGACUUGCUGGAGACAUUCUUGGGAAUUAAUAUGGGAAGGUUUGCAGCUGUAGAAUAUAAAAAAUUCCGUUUGGUGCCUCUUGUGGAAACUGCUAUUGCUCUGGCUGAAAGUGGCAAAAUCGGUGCCCUUAAUCUUCUCUUCAAGCGUCAUCCAUACACUAUGUCUUCUGACAUUUUACAUAUUUUAUCUGCAAUCCCAGAAACUGUUUCUGUUCAGAGUUAUAGUCAGUUGCUACCUGGGAAAUCUCCUCCUAGUGUUGUUAUACUAAGAGAUGGUGACUGGGUUGAGUGCGAACAGAUGGCAUCAUACAUAAACACUUGUCCUGGUCAGUUGGACAAGAGUUCAGAGAUCAAGACUGAAAUGCUUUUAAAGCACUCUUCUGGCUUUUCAUGGCCAUCAAUUGCUGAACUUUGUGAGUGGUACAGGAACAGAGCAAGGGAUAUUGACUGCUUAAGUGGACAGCUGGAAAACUGUCUCGCCAUCAUAGAGCUUGGAUGUCAAAAGGGCAUUGUAGAGUUGGAGCCAUUUUUUGAUGAUAUUGUAUGUCUUUACCAAGUUGUAUAUUCUGAUGAGUUAAGUGAGUUUGUAAUGAACCUUGCAACGUGGGUAGAUCUUCCUAACUAUGAGAAGUUCAAAAUCAUUCUUAAAGGAGCCAAAGAAGGAACAGUUGUUCAACGACUAGAAGAAAAAGCAAUCCCUUUUAUGAAAAAGAAAUCACACUCAAGCUCUUUGAGUAAUGAAGUACCAGGAGAAUCUUACCUGGUUAGAUGGCUCAAAGAGAUUGCUUCUCAAAGUGAGCUCCCCAUUUGCUUGGCUGUAUUUGAAAAUGGUUGCGGAGAGUCACCAAUUCAUGGGCUUUUCAAUGAUAUUGCUGAGAUGAUUGAAACAGCUGUUCACUGCAUUUAUCUAUGCUCUGCAACUAACCAGUGGAAUACCAUGUCAUCAAUUCUAUCAAAGUUGCACCAUAAGAUAAAGCGAGAAAAAUCUCUAUUGGCUAGUGAAGAAGAUUGUAAUUUCAGAGAUGCUAAGCAAGCUCUUGGCACUUCUGUGGUUUCUUUUGAUGACAUGCAACAUGUGUGCACUAGAAUUUUAUCUGGUUUGAGUUCUUCAGGAGAUUCUUAUUCUCAUGAUUCAAGAGACUACCAACUUGAUGAUAUCGAAUCUCUUGAUAUGCUGGAGAAGAAGCUAAAAGUUGCUGAAGGCCAUGUUGAAGUUGGGAGGCUCUUUGCUUAUUAUCAGGUCCCAAAGCCAGUACAAUUUUUCCUAAGUGCACACUUAGAUGAGAAGAAUGUAAAGCAAAUUAUACGGUUGCUCCUGUCAAAAUUUGGUCGACGCCAACCUGUUCGAUCAGACAAUGAGUGGGCAAACAUGUGGCGUGAUCUGAAACACUUCCAAGAAAAGGCAUUUCCUUUUCUUGAUUCAGAAUUUAUGCUGGUAGAAUUUAUUAGAGGGCUUCUAAAAGCUGGCAAGUUCUCACUAGCAAGAAACUAUCUAGGAGGAACAAGUUCAGUUUCUUUGUCCACAGAAAAGGCUGAAAAUCUUGUUGUCCAGGCUGCAAGGGAGUAUUUCUUCUCAGCUUCAACUUUGUCCUGUAAUGAAAUAUGGAAGGCCAGGGAAUGCCUAAACUUGUUACCUAAUAGUAUAAGUGUUCAAGCGGAGACUGAUAUAAUUGAUGCUCUAACUGUCCGACUUCCUUAUCUGGGGGUGACUAUCCUUCCUGUUCAAUUCAGACAGGUUAAAGAUCCUAUGGAGAUCAUCCGAAUGGUUAUUACAAGUCAGACAGGGGCAUAUCUUCACUUUGAAGAGAUUAUUGAUGUCGCAAAACUUUUAGGGUUGAAAAGUGAAGAGGAAAUAGCUGCUGUGGAGGAGGCUAUUGCCAGAGAAGCAGUGGUAAAUGGUGACCUUCAGCUAGCAUUUGAUCUGUGUCUAAAUUUGACUAAAAAGGGUCAUGGUGCAGUGUGGGAUCUAUGUGCAGCAAUUGCUAGGGGUCCUCAGCUUGAUAAUCUGGAUACAAGUACCCGUGGCAAGUUAUUGGGCUUCUCUCUCAGCCAUUGUGACGAAGAAUCUGUUGGUGAAUUAUUGAAUGCUUGGAAAGAGCUCGAUGUGCAUGAUAAAUUUGAGCAAUUAAUGAUUUCAACAGGUACAAAUCCUCCAAAUUUCUCAAUUGAUGGCUCUUCAAUCACACCACUGCCUGUCCAAAGUGUGCAAGACAUACUUGACCUGAGAGGAGACAUUAGCCAUGAUAGUGACAUAGAUCAUGUUGGGAUUGUUAAACAAAUGCUAUCUAAAGUUUGCACAGACUUGUCAAAUGAAGAUGCAUAUAGCUGGGAAUCUACUUUGGCAGAAAACAGGAAACUCUUGUCCUUCUCCACAUUGGAAUUGCCAUGGCUUUUGAAGUUGUCCAAUGAUGAAGAGCAUAAUGGUAAAAAACAAUCUUUGAAGAAUGACCAUCCCAUAAAGAGACAUCAAUUGUCAACCAAAAUUAAAUCAACAAAUUGCAUUAUACAUUGGUUGGCUGUAAAUGGCUUUUCUCCCAAUGAUGAUCUAGUCAUGUCACUUGCAAAGUCUGUAAUAGAGCCGCCUGUUGAUGAAGAGGAUUAUGUUCUUGGCUGUUCCAUUCUCCUGAAUCUCAUGGACCCUUUCAAUGGAGUGAAAAUAAUAGAGGAAGAGCUCAAGAAACAAGAAUGUUUUCAAGAAAUUAGCAGCAUAAUGAAUGUCGGAAUGACAUACAGCUCGCUCAACAGUUUCAAGAAAGAAUGCUCUACUCCUGAGCAAAGAAGAAAUCUGCUGCUAGAGAAAUUCCAUGAGAAAUUUACCUCAAUUGAUUCAGAUGAAUUAGACCAAAUUGAUGAAGCAAAUGCCACAUUCUGGAGAGAGUGGAAAGCAAAGUUAGAGGAGGAGAGACGACUGGCUGAUCAAGCAAGAAUGCUCAAACAAGUGUUACCUGAUAUAGACACAUCUCAAUUCUUGUCUGGUGAUGUCAAUUACAUCAAAAAUGUGGUUUUCUCCUUUAUUGAUUCUGUAAAGCUGGAGAAAAACCAUAUACUAAAGGAAGCAGUAAAAAUAGCUGAGACCUAUGGCUUGCGACGAACUGAGGUGCUUUUACGAUUUCUGGGCUGCACUCUUGUCUCUAACUGUUGGGAUAACAACGAUAUUCUGAGUGAAAUUUCUGAAUUCCGUGAUGACAUUGUCAACUCAGCUAAGGGUGUGAUUGAUAUGAUAUAUUCAGAUGUCUAUCCAGAGAUUGAUGGGUACAAUAAGCAACGUCUCUCUUACAUUUAUGAUAUCCUUUCAGCAUGCCACUCAUAUCUGAAAAGGACAAGUGAUGUCGAGUUGACAUACCCAGAACAUGUCCAUACACAUAAGUUUGAGCCAUUUCAGUAUUAUAAGGUCCUUGCAGAAGAGUGCAAGAAAGUAUCUUUCAUUGAUGGCUUGAACUACAAAAACAUAGCUGGAUUGGAUAAUCUGAACUUCGAGCAUUUUAAUGAAGAGGUAUGCAAGAAUAUCCAUGCCUCAACUGUCAGUGCUCUGGCUGAUAUGGUACAAGUUCUUAUCAGUAUGUAUGUUGAUGUACUAGCCAAGGGACUCAUAUCACAGCAAGGUGUUUACAAGCAUUAUGUCCUUGGUUUGCUGGCAUCUUUAGAAGGUCGCACUGAAGCAUCAAACAGCAUAGACUGUGAAAAGCUGCAUGCAGUCCUUUCUGAAAUUGAGUCGAACUACGAUAGUUGCAAGGAAUACAUCCGAGUUCUUCCAGCUACAGAUAUUUUAUACAUCAUUAGAAGGUAUUGCAUGCUUUGUUUCCCUUGCAACUUAGCAAGAAGCAAUCCACAGGAACCUUCAUGGAAGAAACCUCUGGAUGCAUUGGUAAUACUUUGGAUUAAACUUAUUGAUGACAUACCAGUGGAGUCAAUGGAUGCUUGCCCAUAUGGAAGGGCAGAAUACUUGGGUUCGAUUAGGUUAUCUCACUGCAUGAAGGCUUUCAGACAGCUAUUGGUAGAUGAUAAGAUAACAGUGUGUCAAGGUUCGGAUGCCAUCUCCAUGUAUGUAAAAAUUGGCCUUGGUGAUGGAAUCCCAAUGGAGAUUUCAUAUUUUUGUCGAUCUAUGAUUCUUUCUGGCUGUGCUUUUGAAUGUGUAGCUCAAGUAUACCAUGGAAGACAGGAACACUUGGAAAGUGAGAGUGUAGACCCAAGCAAUCCUUUGGAUCUCUUGGAGCUUUACGGUGCUACUCUAGAUGAUUGUUUGUCAGAUUUGAUCAAGGGUUCUAGUGAGUCUCAGAUAUUGUUGCAUAAGUUGCUGUCGUCACUGAGCCGAUCAACUGAGAAACAUGGUGGCACCCUUGAGAUGAUUAGAUCUGGUGUCUGGGGGAAGUUAAUCAGCUUUUCCGAAAACAUGCAGCUAGAGAGCCAAUUGAGGGUCUAUGCUCUGCAGCUGAUGCAGUGCAUCACUGGUAGAAACCUCAAAACCCUUCCAAAUGAGCUGGUUUUGCAGGUUGAGCCGUGGGAACUGUGGUACGAGCCUGGGACAGGUGCUUCUGUAGCUGACAACAGUAAUAACCCCUCCAGCAGCAUUACGGGAACCCUAGUAGCACUCAGAUCUACUCAGAUGGUCACUACAGUUCUUCCUGAUGCUAACAUCACACCAGAGAACCUGGGGACUCUUGAUUCUGCAGUAUCUUGCUUCUUACACUUGUCAGAAAGUGCUGCUUCUGUUGAGAGUAUUUCUGUUCUGGAGACAGUGUUAGAAGAGUGGGAGCAAUUGUUCUCUUCCAAAGAAGAAUAUGUUCCACCUCAGGAAUCACCAAAAGAAACAAGUGAUUGGAGUGAUGAUUGGGAUGAUGGCUGGGAGGCCCUACCAGAAGAGUUGGAGAGUCCUACGAAAAAGCAUGGUAGCACCUCAUUGUCUGUCGAUCCCCUCCACGGUUGUUGGAUGGAGAUUAUCAGAAAACUAGUUGAGCUUGGUGAACAGCAUAAGAUAGUCGAGCUUCUGGACCGAGCAUCUUCCAGACAUAGCAUGCUCAUUGAGGAUGACGAAGCAAACCGGUUACUUGAACUUGUAUCUGCAAUAGACUCGUUGAUGGCUCUCAAAAUAAUGCUGCUACUCCCUUAUGAAACUACAAGGUUGCGGUGCCUACAGAUGGUUGAGGCGAAAAUGAGGGAAGGAGCAGUGUCUGUCUCAUCAAAUGCUGACGAUCAGGAGCUGCUGGUAUUGGUCUUGUCAUCCGGAGCCCUGCAGAAAAUCAUAACCAAUGUGGAAUACUCAAAACUUUUCUCUCAUAUAUGCCAUCUUGUCGGACAUCUCGCUAGGUCAUCACAGAAGGAUCUCCUUGUACAGUGGAACAAUGAAGUGAAUGCGCCAGAGACGUCUAAGAUAAACAAAUCUCUACUGUUUGCUAAGGUCCUGUUUCCUUGUUUCAUAUCUGAACUUGUGCUCAGGGGCCAAUAUCUACUGGCUGGCCUUGUCAUCUCCAGAUGGAUGCACACCCAUCCAUCUCUUGGCCUGAUGGAUGUUGUGGAGGCCAGCGUGCGAUGGUACCUGGACAGUCAGGUUGCUCAAGCUCAGCAAUUGGGAGGGACUGAUGGUUUUCUUACUGACAAUGGACUAUCUGUAAACCAUGCACUCUCCACACUACGUUCGAACUUGGUUUCUCUUCUGCAAGCUGCGUUGGCAACCCUUCCGAACCAGGAUUUGUAGAUGUCAAGGUUUUUGUGAAUAUUUUAACUCAGCACCGUUGGUGUACUAUCAGUGUAACUGUAACACAAGCCAUUAGCAAGGUCAAUAGUGCAGAGUUUAUUUUUGUAGGAAAAAGAUCAUGCAAAGCUUGAACUAGCAAAUCAGAAUGUUCCAGGAAAGGAAAUACCGUGUUCUUUUACUUGACAAGUUUUUACCUUACAUCUCAUGUGUUUCAUAGGUAGGAUACAAGCUAAAAUUUUCUCUUGAUUCUGGAAUUUUGGCAUGAUAGUUUCAGCAUGCUGAUGAUCAGGCAGACAAGUACCUGGAGCUGGCUGAGGGCUGAAGAAAAGCUCUACGUCGGUUCGGUUUAGUGAUCAAAUUCCCGUGUCAAU
Oryza brachyantha (malo sina) is the source of this 7876-nucleotide messenger RNA. Its product is annotated as MAG2-interacting protein 2. Gene Ontology annotation, biological process: retrograde vesicle-mediated transport, Golgi to endoplasmic reticulum. Gene Ontology annotation, molecular function: SNARE binding. The transcript has 11 exons. The coding region runs from base 156 to 7505 and encodes 2449 amino acids. Gene Ontology annotation, cellular component: endoplasmic reticulum membrane; Dsl1/NZR complex. NCBI's taxonomy places the organism in Eukaryota, Viridiplantae, Streptophyta, Magnoliopsida, Poales, Poaceae. The record is from RefSeq and is a predicted model, not a curated record.